[Torrubiella] hemipterigena is the source of this 6097-nucleotide messenger RNA. The record is from the annotation of a GenBank genome assembly. Lineage: Eukaryota; Fungi; Ascomycota; Sordariomycetes; Hypocreales; Clavicipitaceae.
CUAGCGUCGAAGCGCGUCCGCGUCCGUCUUCGUCACGCCUCCCAGAGCCUCAACGUCCGAGCUGCCACCAACAAAGUUCUGGUGUCUUGCCCCUCCGGUCAUCACCAACACCAGCCCGCCGCACCAGCCAGAAAGACCCUGGCUCCUCCUACGAAUUCUUUCCUUGCUGCGUCUGCGUCUGCGUCUCCUAUCUCACUACUCCGCCAUUUCCAGUUCAGCGCUAUUGCUGCUACUGCUGCUCACGACGUUACGCCCCGCGCCACUCAACGAUAUCUGUCGUCAUCCUCCCUCUGCAAGUCGCCGUCGGCAGCACAUCCCACGAGUCUGUAGAUCCGACGGCCUGCUCUACAACACCGGGUAUCCCCUAUACGAGCAUGUUACAGGCGUCUACAUAGUUUCCAUACGCCGAUCAACUGCCCGCGACGACAUCAUCCCGUGCGACUCCCCAUCCAGGGGUCAACCACAGCACAACACUUCAACUUCCCGCCGAUUCUCCCGCAUCACCUACGAGGGGACCAAACUAGGUCCCCCAACACAAGAUUAGCCCACCAUGGCAGGCGGAGGCAAUAUUAAGGUGGUGGUGAGAUGUAGACCCUUCAACAACAGAGAAAUCGAUAGAGGGGCAAAAUGUAUCAUCGAAAUGAAAGACAACCAGACCGUCCUGACCUCGGUUGACGGCAAGGCCAAGGACGGCGGCCCCAAGACCUUCGCCUUCGAUCGAUCAUACUGGUCCUUCAACAAAGACGAUCCCAGCUAUGCUGGACAAUCCAACCUAUUCGAAGACCUCGGAGGUCCUCUUCUUGAAAACGCUUUCCAGGGUUACAACAACUGUAUCUUCGCCUAUGGUCAAACCGGUUCCGGAAAGUCCUAUUCCAUGAUGGGUUAUGGCAAGGAGAUUGGUAUUAUCCCCAUGAUUUGCCAGGAUAUGUUCCGAAGAAUAGACGAGAUGCAAGCAGAUAAAACGACAAAGUGUACGGUCGAAGUGUCGUAUCUCGAAAUUUACAACGAACGAGUCCGCGAUUUGCUCAAUCCAUCCACAAAAGGCAACCUCAAGGUUCGCGAACAUCCCUCCACCGGACCCUACGUCGAAGACCUCGCCAAGCUCGUGGUUGGAAGCUUCCAAGAAAUCGAAAACCUCAUGGACGAAGGCAACAAGGCCCGUACAGUCGCCGCCACCAACAUGAACGAAACCUCGAGUCGAAGUCACGCCGUCUUCACCCUCAUGCUGACGCAAAAGAAGUAUGACGUCGAAACAAAGAUGGAGAUGGAAAAGGUCGCAAAGAUCAGUCUAGUCGAUUUGGCUGGUUCGGAGCGUGCAAAUUCUACUGGUGCCACCGGUGCUCGUUUAAAGGAAGGUGCUGAAAUCAAUAGAUCACUGUCUACGCUUGGUCGUGUCAUUGCCGCCCUCGCCGAUCUCUCGACGGGCAAGAAGAAGAAGGGCUCUGGACAGGUACCAUACCGUGACAGUGUGUUGACAUGGCUCCUUAAAGACUCGCUCGGUGGUAACAGUAUGACGGCAAUGAUUGCUGCCAUUAGUCCUGCCGAUAUCAAUUACGACGAAACCCUCAGUACCCUCCGAUACGCCGAUUCCGCCAAACGAAUCAAGAACCACGCCGUCAUCAACGAAGAUGCCAAUGCUCGCAUGAUCAGAGAGCUCAAGGAAGAGCUUGCGCUGCUCCGAAGCAAGCUCGGCGGUGCGCCAACUUCUGGCGGUGUUGGUAGCUAUCCCUCCGACGAACAAUACGAUCCGAACACACCGCUAGAAAAGCAAAUGGUCAGCAUCACCGGUCCUGAUGGUACCGUCAAAAAAGUUUCGAAAGCGGAAAUCGCCGAACAGCUUAGCCAGAGUGAAAAGCUCUUGACUGAUCUCAACCAAACAUGGGAACAGAAGCUGCAAAAGACGGAAGAAAUCCACAAAGAGAGAGAAGCCGCUUUGGAAGAACUGGGCAUCAGCAUCGAAAAGGGUUUUAUUGGUCUACACACGCCAAAGAAAAUGCCCCAUUUGGUCAACUUGUCAGAUGAUCCCUUAUUGGCAGAGUGCUUGGUGUACAACCUAAAACCGGGCACAACGAGCGUCGGCAACGUCGAUACCAACACAGACAACCAAGUCAAUAUUAGAUUAAAUGGCACAAGGAUCCUCCACGAUCACUGUACCUUUGAUAACUCCGCGGAUGGAACCGUCACCGUCAUUCCAAGCGAAGGAGCAUCUGUCAUGGUCAACGGUAAGCGAAUUAGCGAACCAACACAGCUCCACUCAGGAUACAGAGUUAUCUUGGGCGAUUUCCACAUCUUUAGAUUCAACCAUCCCAUGGAAGCGCGCGCAGAAAGGGCUGAGGUGGGCGGUAGUCUCUUGCGACAAUCUGUAACUGCAAGUCAACUUCAAGCCUGGGACAGAAAUUCUUCACCUAGCCCAAGUCCAGGCCCGCGCGGGCAUGAGCGAUCAUACAGCAAGUUUUCAGAUUACGGAGAUUCGCGCCCGGAUUCGCCAUCACCGCUCGGACGAGGUCGCGAUUCCGAUUGGUCCAUGGCUCGACGUGAAGCUGCUGGUGCUAUUCUUGGGUCUGACCAGAAUUUCACAAGUCUUACCGACGAGGAACUAAACUCUCUUUUCGAAGAAGUGCAAAAGGCACGAGCAGAACGUGUCAAUGGGCGCGAAGAUGGAGAAGAUUCGGAAUCGGUCACUUCGUACCAGCUACGAGAAAAAUACAUGUCGACAGGAACCCUGGACAACUUCUCGCUGGAUACAGCCCUCACUAUGCCGUCGACACCUAAGCAGGGCGAGACGGAUGAUAAGCUUCGCGAGGUGCGCGAAGAGCUGCAAAAUCAACUGGAUCGACAAAAGGAAGAAUACCAAGAUCAAUUAAAGAGCGCCGAAGCCGCUAACGUUGAAGUCGAAGAAAUUAAGAAAGAAAAGGCUAAGAUGGAGGCCGCUCUUGUCGAGCUUAAGGAGGAUAUGCAAAAGCAGCUCAACACACAGCGCAAGCAGUACGAAGAGAAGAUUGAGAAGAUGGAUCCCUUGAAGCGACCCAAGGCGAACCCCAAGUUGUCUGAAGAGGAAAUAGACAAGGCCAAGCACGUCUUCAAAGUAUGGCGAGGACGCCACUUUGUCAAGAUGGCCGAGACGGUUCUUCAAAAUGCUGCCAUCUUGAAGGAGGCUCAAAUCAUGAGCAAUGAAUUGGAUGAAAGCGUAGUCUUCCAGUUUACGGUUGUCGACGUUGGUCAUGUUCUUUGCUCUUCGUACGACAUGGUCCUCAAUGGCCUCACAAGCGAAGGCGAAGAUGCUGCGCUUGAAGAGGCGGCCAAGCCAUGCAUUGGCGUCAGAGUGGUUGACUAUAAGAACAGUGUGGUGCGCUUGUGGAGCUUGGAGAAAUUGCACGAUAGAGUACGGCAAAUGCGCCAAAUGCACCAGUACUUGGAUCAACCCGAAUAUGCUCAGCAUCUCAGCUUGGACAACCCUUUUGUUGAGACUUGCAUGCCAUCCUACACCCUGGUUGGAGAGGUCGACGUCCCCCUCAAGGCCGUGUUUGAAAGCAGGGUGCAAGACUUUUCGCUAGACGUACUAUCACCGUACACAUCCCACGCUAUUGGCAUUGCCAAGUUAUCGCUAGAGCCAUCGCAUGCUCGUGCACCGACAAAUACUCUCAAAUUCAACGUGGUCAUGCACGAGCUCAUUGGCUUUGCUGAGCGUGAAGGCACCGAUGUUCAUGCACAGCUCUUCAUCCCCGGCAUUUCAGAAGAAGAUGGUAUUACAACGACCCAGAUGAUCAAUGACUUUGAUGAGGGCCCUAUCCGAUUCGAAAGCGUCCACAGUAUGAGCGUGCCUCUCUUUGCGCCUCAGGAUGUGAAUCUAAGAGCGUCCAUCUUUGCCAAGGUGUCCACGAUGCAUCUCGAUAAACUCCUUAGCUGGGAUGAUAUGCGAGAUACCGGGCCUAUGCAGGAUGGAUCCAAGGGCGCCAGAAUCAAUGAGGCGCAGUUUUACACACAGGAAAAGCACGACUUGCUCUCCAGAUUACAAAUACUCGAACUGAACGAGAUUGGAGAGUAUGCUCCUGUGGAGGUCACACAGGCGAGUGAACUGGAUGCAGGAACCUUCCAGCUGCAUCAAGGCUUACAGCGCCGUAUCGCUAUCAACAUUGCACACAGCUCUGGUGAUGCCUUGCCUUGGGGAGAAAUCACAUCUGUCCGCGUUGGCAAGGUGCGGCUAGUAGAUUCAAGUGGCAAGACACCCGAUAUGGGAGCCCAUGAAUCAGAAAUUGCUCUCAAGCUUACCUCAAAUCCGGUGUACCGCCAAAACCCUAACGGUACGCGCAGCAUCACCGUCUUUGCGCAAUGGGACUCGAGCUUGCACAACUCGCUCCUGCUCGACAGAGUUACAGCUGAGAAGUACAAGGUCCAGAUGUCUGUGUCUUGGGAGAUUAGCUCUGAGAAGUUUUCUGAACCGAUGAAAUUCUCACAGAAAGUCUGCGUCCAGGUCUUGUCGCGCAGCUUCGUUCGCCAGACAUCCAUGUUUACAUCGCUCUUCCAAAACAUCCGCUUCAUCCGCUCCUCCACAGCCAUCUUCACACUGACAAUGCGCCCUGCUCCCAUCAAGCGAGUUGGGGACUUGUGGAGAGUCAAUAGCUUACACGACUAUGUCAAGGGAGAAGAGAACUUGUCAAGCUGGACACCGCGUGGCGUUUCUCUUGUUAGUGACUACAUCAUUUCACGAAACAAGAGGAAACGAAUGACAGAGAUGAGCGAUAUCCAAGCCGUUCUCCAUUCUCUCGGCAUAGAUGAAAGCCAGAUAGCUGCCAAAAAGGACGAAGAGCCAGAGUCGGAGCCGGAGUUUCAGAAGCCCAUCUUACCAGAUGAUGACGACCUCCUUCAUGACACACCUGACGUUUCCCAAACGCCAUCCUUGGAAGAGGAGGACGCUGAGGGCGAGAGCGGCCUGCUUGAAGAAGGAGAGGCUACCAUUAAGAUCAGCGACUUGCAGAUUACAGAGCCUGAACCCGAAUACAACGAGGACCAACUGGCCCUCCUCGCGAAAUGCGUUAAACUGUGGAACAGUUAUCCGGAUCCUCUCGCAAGCAUUCUCAGCCCAUCCAACACGGCGCCACCAAGUAACGGUGUUGCGUCAGAAGCCCCAGCUCCGCCUAGUCUCAUUACGACCAUUGUGCGUGUACCCAAGAACCCCAAGGUCCUCAAAGGUGGCUACCUGCUGGUACCGAACAGCGAAUCAACACGCUGGGUCAAGCGAUUUGUGGAACUACGCCGGCCGUACUUGCACAUUCACUCUGCCUCCGACGGCGACGAAGUCGCACUGGUGAGCCUGCGAAACUCGCGAGUGGACAGCCAGCCCGGCGUACUGGGAUUGCUGCAUGGCCCCGACGACUACGACAGCACAGGGUCCAACGGCACACCCGACUUCACCCCCGGUCACCGCCGGACAGCGUCUGGUCGCGUCAUCUCGACGAUUUGGACCGGCAGCGGCGGCCAGGGAGGCAGUGGGCAAGGCGGCCUGCAGCGCCUGAGCGAGCGCAUGCAGGCGGCGGUGUUUGCCAUCUACGGCACCGACAAUACGUGGCUCUUCGCCGCUAGGAGCGAGCGUGACAAGAUGGACUGGAUCUUGCGCAUCGACCAAACAUUCAUGGAGGCAGGUGACAGCAAUGCUGGGAGCGGCCGCGCGAGCCCGCCAUCCGGCAGCGAGUUCUGAGCACGUACACCAACCAACCAACCUGGCAUGGUACAAGCUCUCACCACCACACAAACACUCUCCUUCCCUCUCCCCCCUUUUUCUCUAAACCUCUUCUCUGUCUCUUUUUUUUCUUUUAUAAUAUUUUUUUGGGUAACACGCCCCUCCCCCUUCCCGCCGAAUUGGGCUGCGGCCGCGGCGUUGCCCCUGGAUAGAAGUAUUUUAUUUAAUGACCUGCGGUGGGAUUUUCGGACACGGUCCGCGGCAAAAGGCCAGCCAGCCAGCUGGGGGCAAAGUGUGCUUUGGAAACCGGAGGGACCUGACGAUAUUCUUGAUGUGUUUUGUAUUAUUUCGCAUUGGUAUUAGACGUAUAGUUAGAUUAUAUACCCCCCAGACCCUUUUUUUGUCUUUUUUUAUUUGUCU